Molecule: messenger RNA, 188 nt
Organism: Dentiscutata erythropus
Lineage: Eukaryota; Fungi; Glomeromycota; Glomeromycetes; Diversisporales; Gigasporaceae
Source: the annotation of a GenBank genome assembly
CAAUAAUCCCAUAUGGAUUUGAAAUACAUGCAGAUGAAGGUGAUGAAAGUAUAGUUGCCGUCCAAACUACCAAACCAUUUUGGGCCGUCCCAAUAGUUAGGACGGCUGAAGGUGAAUGGAAAUUAUAUUUAUAUCUUGAUCCUGUAGUUUGGUUUGUUGCAUUCUAUUCAAGUGAAGAGACCGAUAUA